Molecule: messenger RNA, 4525 nt
Organism: Myotis myotis
Lineage: Eukaryota; Metazoa; Chordata; Mammalia; Chiroptera; Vespertilionidae
Gene: LGI1
Product: leucine rich glioma inactivated 1
Exons: 8
Coding region: 61-1986 (641 amino acids)
Molecular function (GO): protein binding
Source: RefSeq, a predicted model, not a curated record
UCUGUUACAUCACUUCACUUUGCCUUCGAAGGCUGGUCUGCGCUCAGUGUUUUCCUGGUGAUGCAAGUCGGCUCUCUCCUCUGGCAGUUGGAUCCCUCCCAUCUCGCAGCACCUCACAGGUCUCUUCCCCGAGCAGUGCAUUGCUGGAUCGAGGAGCAGCUCACGAAUCAGCUGCAGGUCCCCGUUUUGAAAAGCAGAGAUACAGAGGCAAAGGGAAAGGGUGGACUCCUAUGUGACCUGAUCUCAGAGCAAGACAAUCACCAGCUGAAUUCCAGAAGCCCUGUUCAUGUUUGGGGAGAUUUUUCCGACUGCGUGGAAUCAGAGAGAAGCCAAAGGAUGGGAAAUGCCUGCAUCCCCCUGAAAAGAAUUGCUUAUUUCCUAUGUCUCUUAUCUGCGCUCUUGCUGACUGAGGGGAAGAAACCAGCGAAGCCAAAAUGCCCUGCCGUGUGUACUUGUACCAAAGAUAAUGCUUUAUGUGAGAAUGCCAGAUCCAUUCCACGCACCGUGCCUCCUGAUGUUAUCUCAUUAUCCUUUGUGAGAUCUGGUUUUACUGAAAUCUCAGAAGGGAGUUUUUUAUUCACACCAUCGCUGCAGCUCUUGUUAUUCACAUCGAACUCCUUUGAUGUGAUCAGUGAUGAUGCUUUUAUUGGUCUUCCACAUUUAGAGUAUUUAUUCAUAGAAAACAACAACAUCAAGUCCAUUUCAAGACAUACUUUCCGGGGACUAAAGUCAUUAAUUCACCUGAGCCUUGCAAACAACAAUCUCCAGACGCUCCCAAAAGAUAUUUUCAAAGGCCUGGAUUCUUUAACAAAUGUGGACCUCAGAGGGAAUUCAUUUAAUUGUGACUGUAAACUGAAGUGGCUGGUGGAAUGGCUAGGCCACACCAAUGCAACUGUCGAAGACAUCUACUGCGAAAGCCCUCCAGAAUAUAAGAAGCGCAAAAUCAAUAGCCUCUCCUCCAAGGAUUUUGAUUGUAUCAUUACAGAAUUUGCAAAGUCUCAAGAGCUGCCUUAUCAAUCACUGUCCAUAGACACUUUUUCUUAUAUGAACGAUGAGUAUGUAGUCAUUGCUCAGCCUUUUAACGGAAAAUGCAUUUUCCUUGAGUGGGACCAUGUAGAAAAGACCUUUCGGAAUUAUGACAACAUUACAGGCACGUCCACUGUAGUAUGCAAGCCUAUAGUCAUUGAAACUCAGCUCUAUGUUAUUGUGGCCCAGCUAUUUGGCGGCUCUCACAUCUAUAAGCGAGACGGUUUUGCAAAUAAAUUCAUAAAAAUCCAGGAUAUUGAAAUUCUCAAAAUCCGAAAACCCAAUGAUAUUGAAACAUUCAAGAUUGAAAACAACUGGUACUUUGUUGUUGCUGACAGUUCAAAAGCUGGUUUUACUACCAUUUACAAAUGGAAUGGAAAUGGAUUCUACUCCCAUCAAUCCUUACAUGCGUGGUACAGGGACACUGAUGUGGAAUACCUAGAAAUAGCCAGAACACCUCAGGCAUUGAGAAUGCCUCAUUUAAUCCUGUCCAGUAGUUCCCAGCGUCCUGUAAUUUAUCAGUGGAACAAAGCAACACAAUUAUUCACUAACCAAACUGACAUCCCUAACAUGGAGGAUGUAUAUGCCGUAAAGCACUUCUCAGUGAAAGGUGACGUGUACAUUUGCUUGACGAGAUUCAUUGGUGAUUCCAAAGUAAUGAAAUGGGGAGGCUCCUCAUUUCAGGAUAUUCAGAGGAUGCCAUCACGAGGAUCUAUGGUGUUCCAGCCUCUUCAGAUAAAUAACUAUCAAUAUGCAAUUCUUGGAAGUGAUUAUUCUUUUACUCAAGUGUAUAACUGGGAUGCAGAGAAAGCCAAAUUUGUGAAAUUUCAGGAAUUAAAUGUUCAGGCACCAAGAUCAUUCACACAUGUGUCCAUUAAUAAACGCAAUUUUCUUUUUGCUUCCAGUUUUAAGGGAAAUACACAGAUUUACAAACAUGUCAUAGUUGACUUAAGCGCAUGACACACAAAUUCUGUGGCUGCCAUCAGAAACUUUCUACAGUACAUGGUCCGGAUGAACUCAAUGCAUGAUGACUCUUCUUACCCCACUUGCAAAUGAAUGCCUUUCAAACACUGAGACUGCUAGAACCAAGCACUACCAUAUCCCCAUCUUUAACUGUCCAGUCCAGUGGUGUGGGAAGUUACCUUUUAUAAGAGAAAAUUGAAUUGUGUAACUGUUCUUUGCAGUGAAGGUGUAUAAAUAAGCAUUUAAUGAUAUCUGUUACUCCAAAAAGAAAUAUUAAUAUGUACUUUUCCAUUUAUUUAUUCAUGUGUUCAUAACUGCCAAAUAAAAUGUUUACAUUUUCUUUCAUAUCCCAAGGUAAGUACUUAAGGGAGUUUAGUUUUUUUCUUGGUGAUGGUGUAUUUAGGAAAUAGUUUUAUACCAUAAGGUUAUAUUUGAAUCAAGAGUUUAUGUUGUGACUAAUGAGUGAAGAUGAAACACUGAUAUUGAUUAUCCAUAAUUUAUGAACAGGUUCAUCAGUUGAUUUUGAACAUUCAAAGGUGUUUCCAAAAGUCGUGACUUUUAGGAACACUUUGAGGUAAAGUGGUGACAAAUUAAAAGAAGGGUAGAGAAAUUUGCUUAUUACAAGAAGACUAAUUUGAAAUAAAAACUCUAAGAUCCAUCCUUUCCUGUCCAAUAGCUCCAGCUACAGCAAUCCUUCAAACAACUUACAGGAUAAGUUAAAGCCAAGAUUUGGGAUUUUCAAAAACCCUAUUUAGGGACUUCCUAAAUGUCUGACUCUAGAAUCAUCUGACAGCUAAUUGAGAUUGUAACCUUAUAGCACUUGCCUCAACUGAAGGCCUCUUGAUCUGACCAAGGACUUCUAGAGACCAAGUCUGAUAUGUUAUUGACAUGCUGCAGAGUGCCCAGGAGGAUCAUAUCUGAUUUUCUAAAACCCUGCCUCUGGAUCACAAGGGUCGUAGCAAGUAGCACAGUGCCUGCGCACUCUGUGGGCUCUAAGAGGUGCACAUGUCUCCUCCUGUUAUAAUAAUAAACUUUAUGAGGCCCUUUGAUCUCAUCGGUCAGUAUGUAUGGAGUACCUAAUAACGUAUCAUUCCUGUGGUGUUCAGGGGAGAACUGAAGGAGAGAAAGGCACCAUCCUUGCCCUCUGAGUCCUUAGAAGGCUCAUUGGGGGUUUAGGACACAACAGAGCAAGCAGUAAGUGCCAGUUAUCAUCUGAACAUUCAAUUGUAAGUUUCAGGAGAGCAUCAAAGAUGUCUUCCUGAAAGAAGUGGGCCUUGUUUGAACUUAAGGGAAGAUAGGAGUUUAAAUGGGUAUCAUGACAGAGAAAGUAUUCCUGGCACUUGGUUCUGCAUGCUGCCUUUACGGAAGGGAACAGAACUUCCUCCAGCCCACUGUUCCCCAGAGUCUUUGACCAAACGAUUGUGGGAAGGUGUGGGUAGGGGGACGUCAACCUCUCUGCCAGCCCUUAUCUGGCAAACUUGAGGCAUCAAAGGUACACACAUCGUUAUAGAGUCUCCCAGAAGCAAUACCUUAGGGCAGGGAUCCUCAAACUACGGACCGCGGGCCACAUGCGGCCCACCGAAAAUAUUUAUCUGGCCCGCCGGGUGUUUUUGCCACCGCUGCCUGUUGCUUAGCAGCCGACUAGUUUUUCUUUAAACUAUAGUCCGGCCCUCCAACGGUCUGAGGGACAGUGAACUGGCCCCCUGUUUAAAAAGUUUGAGGACCCCUGCCUUAGGGAGUUAUGCACAGGAACCUGACUUCUUUAUAACAUGGUAAAGAUAUUAACUCUGACAUCAGGGUUAUGGGGGAGGAGAAGAAGGCUUACCCACUCCCGAUCCUGCACAGAGGGAGAACUGGCCUUUGAAUGCAUUCCUUUCCUCAGUUCCUAUUUUCUGUAAGCAGCCUAUAUGCUGUUGGAGAACACCUGAUUUGUAGAGACAGGGAUCAAAUCCAGCCUUGCCAUGUACUGGCUUUGUCCGCAGACAAGUUACUUAACCUCUCUGAGCCUCAGUUUCUUCAUCUGUAAAGGGACAAUAAUGCCUACUCCAAGGACAUGGAAGAAUUAAGGAGCACAUGGCAGAUUGAACUUUUCUAACAUGUGCUAUGAGAACCUUGCCCUCAUCCUAUCAAGAGGUGGUGCCUAAUUCCUCUGUUCUUAAAUCUGGACGGGCAACCAAUAGAAUGUGGAGGAAAUUAUGCAGUUUGACUUUGAAGCUGGGGUUACAAAAUGAUGAUGCUUUUGCCUUGUGAACCUGAACUGACAUGUCAAAAGUCCUAGCAGCUUGAAGCCACCAUUCUGUGAGGAAGCCCAGGGUUUGGUCAGCAACCUCAGCUGAGGUCUCAGCAUCAACCACCAGUCAUCUGAUAGCUCCAGGGGAUUCCAGCUCCAGGCUGUCAAGUCACCACCAGCCAUCAAAUCUUCCCAACUGAGGCCCUGGAUGUUACGGAGCAGAGACAAGCCAUCCCACAAUCACCUACUCAAAUUCCUGACUCAUAGAAUCUAUACACAUAAUAAAAUGGUUGUUUUAAACAGCUA